AUGCACAGAGGAACUACAAAAUGGCGCAGGCAAUAUUUGAGGUUCUGGAAGGCAUGGACAAUCAGACGGUCCUCAAUGUCCAAUCAUUGUUAGACGGUCAAGCUGGUGUUCUGGACCCAGGUGCACAGAAUGUCUCAGGAACAACUAUCCAACCAAUGGAUGAUGACGAUGUGUUUCUCUGUGGGAAAUGUAAGAAGCAGUUUAACUCAUUACCGGCGUUCAUGACCCACAAGCGUGAGCAGUGUCAAUCCAACACCCCGUCACUGGCCACCGUCUCUCUGGCCUCCAACAACGCCUACACCACUUUACCGUCCAUCAGCGUGGGUCCACAGCUGCCCACUAACAGACAGGUGUCGACGUAUAUAACUGUGCCGCAAUCUCCUCUCACACACACGCUGGUGCAGGGUAACCUGUUGGUCAGCGAUGAGGUUUUGAUGUCAGCUAUCUCAGCAUUCGGCUCUCUGGAUCAGCCAAUGGCAGCCAUGCAUGGUUCCAUACAGAGUAACCUAAGCAUGCAUGCAGGAACCUCGUACCUGCAGCACCAUCAGCAGCCUCCACAGCCCCUCCCACCAACCCAGGCCACACCUCUUUCCUCACAGGUGCCCACCAGUAACAGUAAUUCAAUAGUGCAGGUGUACAGCACACUGCCCCCUAUGGCUGGAGGCAGUAUUGCAGAGGUGCCUUCAUUGGGUCUGCAGCCAUUUCAGUCCAUUCAGGUUCCCAGUCAGUGUGUGGAGAGUCAGGCAUUCAUUACGGCCCCAGUGUACAGCCCUGGAAAACAGACCACCAAAAACAAGCCCUGCACCAUCAGCACAAACCUCUCUCAGCUCGGAGAAUACGAUAAGGUCAUCAUCCCAAAGAAAACCAGAACUUCCAAGAAAACACAGGAUGCAGGUCAAUCAAAAGGAAAAGCUCAGAAGCUGAACUGCAGUUUUUGUGACAAAGUAUUCACCAAGAAUUUUGACCUACAGCAACAUGUUCGCAGUCACACGGGCGAGAAGCCCUUCCAAUGUAUCGUGUGUGGCCGAGCCUUUGCUCAGAAGUCCAAUGUGAAGAAACACAUGCAAACACACAAGGUCUGGCCCGCUGGAGUCCACAGCACCGCCUCUAGGAUGCCCAUCACUGUAAGAGUGCUUCCAAUGAACAAUGACGAGAACUCACAGCAGACUGAGGAAGAGACACAGGAACAAGCUGUAGAGGAGAGAAACGGUGAGACACAGAGCUCAGCGGAGGCCAAACACAAUGGACAGAACCAGGACAAACAGAUCAUCCUGAUUGACAGCUCAUAUCAGUGUCAGUUCUGCUCAGCCAAAUUCAGCACCUACUUCCAGUUGAAGUCUCACAUGACCCAGCACAAGAAUGAACAGGUGUACGGCUGUGUAGUGAAGAGCUGCUCUCAGACCUUUCAGAAGUUGGAUCAGUUUCUCGAGCACAUUCACACACAUCAGGAGCAGCUGACGUACCGGUGUCACCAGUGCAGUAAAGUGUUUCCUUCACUUUUUGAGCUGGGACUACACCAGUACUCGCACAGUUUCUGUCCUCAACAGAACCAGCGCAAAGACACCAACUACUACAGAUGUAUGAAGUGUCAGAGUAAAUAUUCCACACAGGAAGCUCUUCAACAGCAUCUGCUGAACGCGACUCAUAACUACCCCUGUCCUAGCUGCCAGAAGGUAUUUCCCUGUGAGCGUUAUUUACGGCGGCAUCUUGCAACUCACGGUGCUGGGGGAAAAUUUAAAUGUCAGAUUUGUAAAAAGUUCUUCAAAUCCGGACACUACCUCAAACUACACACACAGAUCCACUCAGGAGAGAAACCGUAUAAAUGUUCUGUGUGUGAGGCCACAUUCAACAGGAAAGACAAAGUGAAGAGACACAUGCUGAUUCACGAGCCCUUCAAGAAAUAUAAAUGCCCCUUCAAAACUCACGUGGGCUGCUCCAAAGAGUUUAACCGGCCGGACAAACUGAAAGCUCAUAUUCUCUCUCAUUCAGGUAUUAAGCCGUAUAAGUGCCAAUUCUGUCAGAAGUCGUUCAGUCGUCGCGCACACAUGCUGGAACAUCAGCGCUCGCACACAGAUAACUAUCGCUUCCGCUGCGCCGUCUGUAACAAGGGCUUCACCCGCCACAAAUACUACAGAGAACACAAGUGCCCGCUGGCAGGGGCUUCGGCAGGGGACGCAGAGGGGGCCCGAGGAACGCAGGGUGCAGGGGACGAAUCUCCUGCCGUGGAACCAGAUGAACACGGAGAAACUGCAGAUGAGGACGAGGAUGAUGAAGGGGAGAUACAGCAGGAUGAAAUUAUGGGAAUGAAUAGUGGAGAGAAGCAGAUGGAAGAAGAGGAUGAAGAGGAACAGGGAAGGUCUGAUGGUUUGGAGGGCGGGGCAGGGCUGGAUCCCAUGCAGGAAGGAGGCGGAGCCAUCAGGCUGCUGUCAGAACCCAUGUGCUUCCAAACAGUGGACUGAUGGAGAACGACUGCAUGAUGUGAAAGACAAAGAUUUAAUUGGAAGUGUGUAAUUUCUGAUCCACUUGCAGCACCAAACAGAACAGGUAGUUCUGCCCCCAAACUUACGCCUUUGGUUGAGCAAGUGGUGGGCUGCUCAACAAAUUGCAAUUCUGCCUCUAGAGGUGCUAAAAUUACACACUACAGUUUUAAAUCUAUACCCCUGAAUACAUUGAAAAUGUAUUUGCUGGUACAAAGACAUUUAAUAUGAAUGAAUAUAUCAAACUUGUGUUGUCUUGUUUACGAAUCUUCAGUGGGAAGAGCUUAAACAACUUUAGACGGCUUUAAGGACCUUCAAAGUCGUCUUUAAAACCAUCUAUGAUGUUUUCUAUCGUAGAAGUUCAGAGUUCAAAUCCCUGUUUAUCAUCUUUAAUAGUUCUUUGUUUUAUAUUAAAACAUUACGGCUCAUUUCUUUUUUCUCAGAUUUGAGAACUCAGUCUGUAGGAUACGGUUUUGAAAAUAAACUUUGUUGAAGUGUUACGGGGGCGUUCACAAAGGAGGCAUACUUGCAUUCUGAGCUAGUUUUUUAUUUCAGGGUUGCACCUCAUGUGAGGUGAACAAAGUGAGAAAGUCAUUGCAGGUGUUUAAGAUGUAUAUUUGCAGUGGAUUUGUUUGUUGUAUUUAAAGAUUUUGUAUUUUUAAGUGUUUAAGCGUAAAGUAACCCUUGAAAGUGAUUUUAAUAUGGAAAAUGUAGAAAACUUUACCAAACAAUUUGGGCAAAUUAGCUUCAGAAAAGGUGACUAGCUAAAAGGUAUUUGUUUAUAUAUGUACAUGUGUGUUAAGGGCGGAUGUCUAAGACCUCUGCUUUGUUACAUUCCACUGAACGCAAGAAUGCAUCCUGUGUGAACGCCCCCUUUAACCCUAUAAAGCCGUGUGUAUCAAAUAUGAUACACAACAUUUGACGGCUGCUGUUUCACUCUCUGUUCAAGCUGAUGAGCCAAACAACCUAUGGAAUGUAAGUUUCACGUUUAUGGCACCAUCUAGUGUUUUUUUGUGGAAAAAAGUGGUUUCAAUGUUUAUAUCGUUCUAUUUAAAAUGCCGGCUGACUUGUUUGAAAAGUGAUUCUUAUGUUGUGAUAAAUGACAGCAUAUUUUAAUAAAGUAAAAGUGACUGUAAUGAUUAUAUAGUUACUGAUAUUUUAAAAUGAGUAUUUUCUGAAUAUAAGCAAUGUGUGCUUGGUUAAAAGUUUAUAUAUUAUUUUAUUGGAAAACCCCUUUGAAAUCCAUGUAUCAAAUAUGAUUCAACAGGCUUUUGAGGCAUAUCUCUCAAUCACCAUUACAUUCCAUUCAUGCCCACCACAAAAAAAAACAAAAAAAAAAAAAAACGCUUUGGAAAGUCUGACUUAUACAUUUUAUAAGAUAUAUUUAAAGUGUGAACUAAUAUUUCUGUGUAUUUUCAAAUAUGCAGCCUGCUCUGUUAUUAUAAAGAUCUCAUUAUUUUACAUUACAAGCUAUGAUGAUGUCAUCUUAAGUUCCUGAGACCCUGUGAAAAAAGUUUUUUCCCUUUUUUAAAUGUCAAUAUAUUGUUUGGUGCAUAAACUACAUAUGAUAAAAAUUGUUUAUUGAAAAAAUAAUAUUUUAUUCAUAUUGUAUUUGAUGUGCUGAACUGUGAUAUAUUUCAAUCCAUAUUUAUAGACCAAGGAGAGGAAGUUGUCAUGACCAAACUCUCAAACAUUCAGUAUCUCUGAAAAUCCCAGGGAGUCCUCUGAUAAUACCCCAAGCUUUACCACUGUAGCGUGUAUGGGCUAAGAAAAACGUGAAUAAUAAAUGCCCAACGGUUAAGGAAUCAAUCCUAAUAAUCAUUUCUUGCAUUGUAGACUGCAUCUUAAACACCAAAUGAAAAUCAUUUUCCAUUGAAUUAUUUAUUCAGCAUUGUUUUUCACAUUUUACAAUCCAUACAAAUCAACUGGUAAAUAAACCUCUGAAGUGUUUUUCAAAGCAGUCGCUUCUACUUUAAUACUAAAAUCAUUUUAUUUUUUUAAACAGAGAUGAGAAUGAGUAUACACACCAUGUACAGUUUCAGUUCAUAUACAGAGUGAAAGUGGUUUGAUUUACACGGAUCAGUUGGAAGAUAAGAAAUAAUAAAAAUACAAGUCAUUUCACUUUUUAUAACAAUCGUCCCAGGGAUUUCAUCGGUUAAAUUCUUGUCAUGGAUCAAGUAACUGUUUCCAAUAUUCAACGUUGAUUUCUAUUAUGAAAUUCAAAAAGAUAUAGAUUGUUCUCCGAUCAUCCAUGUGAGCUUUCACUGCAAAAAACAGCAUUUUUGUUUUCCAGCAAAAAAAAAUAAAAAAUACAAUUUCGUCUUAAUUCAAUUUUAUGCCAUGUUGUUCAUAACAGUUAACAGUUGAGGGCGCUAUUUUCCUGCUGUUGUUUUUAACAACCAUUUCUGCUCAAUAUCAGUCUCAAAGCUCAUUUGGUUUUGGAAAGAGGGGGUGUGGCUAAUCCAGUGGCUCAUCUUGUGGAAACAGAAUGGCUAAAAUUGCUUACAGCACCUUUAACUGGCAAAUUACAUUUUCUUGUUUUAUGCAUAAUUUCAAUGCAAUUUUAGAUUUAUGCUUGGACAUCUGCAAUUUUAUUCUCAAGUAAAUGUAUCUUGCUAUAAGGAUGUUUUGAUAUUUUUACUAAAAGACAAGACAACAAAUACAGAUUUUUUGCAGUUAUAAUCACUCAUAAUGCGUUGCACUGAACUACGGUACUGUGGUAAAUCAUGAGAGGGUUUUUCCUUUGGGCUCUAUAGUGCCGCUCCAGUGG
Messenger RNA from Myxocyprinus asiaticus (Chinese sucker), 5247 nucleotides. RefSeq names its product zinc finger protein 341-like. The transcript has 16 exons. The coding region runs from base 21 to 2459 and encodes 812 amino acids. NCBI's taxonomy places the organism in Eukaryota, Metazoa, Chordata, Actinopteri, Cypriniformes, Catostomidae. The record is from RefSeq and is a predicted model, not a curated record.